Molecule: messenger RNA, 2076 nt
Organism: Pseudomyrmex gracilis
Lineage: Eukaryota; Metazoa; Arthropoda; Insecta; Hymenoptera; Formicidae
Gene: frj
Product: lysophospholipid acyltransferase 7
Exons: 6
Coding region: 538-1929 (463 amino acids)
Biological process (GO): lipid modification; phosphatidylinositol biosynthetic process
Cellular component (GO): membrane; mitochondria-associated endoplasmic reticulum membrane contact site
Molecular function (GO): lysophospholipid acyltransferase activity
Source: RefSeq, a predicted model, not a curated record
UUAUUCCUAGUUUUUGUUAACAGAGUUUUUUUUAAGUAUUAACUACACAACAUUCUAUACAAACUUCCAUUAGAAGAUUAGAUGUUUGAUGUAGGUACGGCUCAGUAAACGUAAGAGGUAGUCCACACGUCAACUAUUAAAUAUUCAUUAGACGUUACAUGAACGUCCAUUAGACGUCUAAUGAACGUUAUGUGGGUAUGAGUCAUUAUGUAACUAUAUAAAUUUCAUAUAGUUUUGAGUGUAAUUUUUUACUUUUUUGCGUAAUCCGCAUGAUGUUAAUUCGGAGCGCAUUUUAAAGCUAACAUUCAUUCAUUUAGUCUCUCUUUCUCAAAAAUUUAAAUUAUUACAGAAACGAUGAACUUUAUUCGUUCAACAAAAACGAUGCUAGCGCACCAAGUGGUCGUUGGAGCGCGUACGUGAAAAUUCGCGAUUAAAUCACACACAGCAGCCUCGUCGGCUCGAAGUCGGGGUCGAACAUGCGUUGGACUGUCGGGCGCAUCAGUUGCACAUUGUCUUCCCGCUUAUUCGCAAAUAACUAUGUUCUGGAACGAUGUAGUGUACGCACUGCUGCUGCUGUUGUCGGUAGCGGUCGGUCCUUAUUACCGUAAAAUACAAGAUGUACACACGAAACAAUGGGCCGCGACGCUUCUCGGCUUCGUAUUAGUGACUUGUGUUUCUGGAGUGGCGGUUUUUCACCCUAUUAUCACAGUCGUCGUCAAUGCCGUUCUCAUAACCAGCCUGUCGUGGAAAAAAUGUCAUCUGGCAAGCCUGUUCUUCUCAUUUUUCUACUUACUGGUAAUCUUCCGGCUGGGUGACAAUUUCGGAUUAUCGACUCCACCGACUCACACGAAUCUCGUCAUGAUGAUCCUCACGCUGAAGUUACCAGGACUGGCGUACGAAAUUAAUCUGGCGGCCACGGCUUCGGACGACGACAAGCAUAGCGAUAAUUCCGAUGCGCUCAAAAACAUCAGUUUCAUGGACGUGAUACAUUACAGUUUCGGUUACAUGGGCGUUCUGACAGGUCCAUAUUAUCGUUACAGAACGUACUGGGACUCCUUGCACAGGCCAUUUUUCAAGUACGCCGAUCCGUGGCCACUCACCUAUUACAAGUUGAAGCAAGUCGCGGCAUUUAUUGUUCUAUUUCUGACAUUGAAUCAUUAUUUUCCAAGUGAUUACACCCAAACAGUAGAGUUCGAAGAGCAUUGUUUCCUGUAUAGAUUUUUCUACAUGUAUCCCGCUUUCGCAGUCUUUCGAAUGAGAAUGCACAGCGGCAUGGCUCUGGCUGAAUGCGUGUGUCAAAUGUCAGGACUAGGAGCUUAUCCGAUUUGCAGCCAGCCCACACCUGGUUUGGGCCCACGCGAUUACAAAAUAGUAGAAAAACUAUCAGCCGACCAUGAAACAGCAAAAAAAGAAAUUCAAGAUUUUGAAACGGUACACAACAUGAAUAUCUGGGGAGUGGAGGUUUCUCCAUUCGUUAGGCACACAAUGAAAAUGUGGAAUACAUGCGUUCAAUAUUGGAUGGCUAUCUGUAUAUAUAAGAGAUUUCCUUAUAAAAGUUUCCGAACUAUAGCCACGAUGGCUCUUUCUGCUCUGUGGCAUGGUUAUGCUGCGGGCUAUUACUUUUGCAUUUGUCAAAUUCCACUUUAUCUACCCAUUGAAGAUACGAGCAUGAAGUUUUACAAUCGAUGCAAGGAGAAUGGAAUCGGUAGGAAAGCUUGGAGUGUGUUCUUAUGGUGGGCAAAACUCACAUGUAUGGCGUAUCUCGGCAUGCCGUUCCUAUUACUGCGCUUCCAAGAAGUAAUACAUUUCUACAAGAGUAUAUAUUUUGCCGGACAUAUUUUAGGACUUUUGAUAUAUCUGAUUUUACGGAUAUCGAGGAUUGUUUUCCUGAAAGGACGUAACAAGGAAGAGUCUAAGAAAAGUAACUAAAAUAUUUACAGAGGGUCUUUUUUACUGGGGAAAAACAAAAACAGUUUGUUUAUGUAAGAAUGUAAACAAAACAAAACAAAACCGAUGUACGAGCAUGUCAGUAAGAAUCAAGAAGAAUAACAAUAAAAAGUCUAUUUCUCUACUUGA